Mugil cephalus (flathead mullet) is the source of this 2797-nucleotide messenger RNA. It is a transcript of the gene ntmt2, whose product is annotated as N-terminal Xaa-Pro-Lys N-methyltransferase. Lineage: Eukaryota; Metazoa; Chordata; Actinopteri; Mugiliformes; Mugilidae. Gene Ontology annotation, cellular component: cytoplasm. Gene Ontology annotation, molecular function: N-terminal protein N-methyltransferase activity. Bases 230 to 1129 code for a protein of 299 amino acids. Gene Ontology annotation, biological process: N-terminal protein amino acid methylation. The transcript is spliced from 5 exons. The record is from RefSeq and is a predicted model, not a curated record.
AGGAGCUCCGCCCACAGACUAGAGGGGAGGAGCUCCACCCAGUCAGCGUCCCCUGCAGCAGGUGAUCUGUAAAUCUGGCGGGACGUCCUGAACGCCCGCCCCGUGUAAAACAGAUCUCGGCCGGCUCUCGGUGGCUUGAGCUAAGUCAGAGACGUGUCCAACGCUCAGCUCGACAGAUUUAGCAGCAGCUGGAGAAACAGAGUCCCGGCGUCGAGCUCCGGACGAGAGGAUGACUGAACCGGUCCAAAUGGAGAUAAACCUGGAGGAGGAAGGCAGCGGCUCAUCGGCCAACGUCGAGUACAAGGCCGCUCAUCUGGCGGUCAGGGAUCGCUGGAAGGCCACGGACGACACCAUGUGUCGCCACAGCAUGUCCUUCCACCUGCACCACACGCUCAGGAGCGAGUUCUUCGCCAGCUACCUGUACCUGGUGGAGAAGAUCCCUCUGGUGAAGCUGUUUCCCGUCACCUGUGAGUACAUCAAAGGGGAGAAGCAGUUCUACUACAGAGCCCAGAAGUUCUACGAGGACGUCCCAGCCUCGGAGGAGGGCAUGAUGGGAGACUUCGUGGACCUGUCCAACGUCGACCUGGAAGGUUCCCGACAGUUUCUGAAGAGGUUUGUGGGUCCCGGUAAGGCCGGCACACACCGGGCUCUGGACUGCGGUUGUGGUAUCGGCCGUGUGUCUAAAGGCGUCCUCCUGCCGGUGUUUGAGAAGAUGGAGAUGGUGGACAUGAUGGAGCACUUCCUGCUCCACGCUCAUGAGGAGUAUCUGGGGGACGACGCCGACCGCAUCGAGACCUACUACUGCUACAACCUGCAGGAGUUCACGCCGCCCAAGAACAAGUACGACCUCGUCUGGAUGCAGUGGGUGGCCUGCCACCUAACAGACAAGGACCUGAUGAAGUUCCUGAUGAACUGUAAGAAGAGUCUACGUCCGAACGGCGUCAUCAUCAUGAAGGACAACAUGGCGCGUCAGGGCUGUAAGCUGGACCCCAUCGACAGCAGCAUCAGCCGCCACCUGGACAUCAUGAAGUGCAUCAUCGCCAAGGCCGGCCUGGAGGUGCUGGCGGUGGAGAAGCAGGAAGGCCUCCCCGAGGUCAUCAUGCCCGUCUGGAUGAUCGCCAUGAAGUAGAAGUGACACUUUCACAGCGAUACGUCUCAGGUUGUUGUUUGCUUCCCUUUGAGAAGAAGGAGAAAGAGGAAAAAAAAAUCCAACCUAGAUCUGAAUUCACAUGUUAUUCCCGUUCCCUCCUCUUUGAUUUGUGAUCAUGUCUCUGCAAAGUGCAACAACACAGUAAGAAAUCCUCACAACGUCAUCAGAGGAUAAAUCUUGAGGCAGCGGCGUGGACGGCGUGAUGGCACCCGUGGAGAUUUUAUGGAGACAGGAGGUUUUUUUUCCUCCUGCUGCUCAACCACAAAAAUGAAAUAAAGCUUUCAGCGGAACGUUUAAGUUGUGUAGAGGGAAGACGGCAGCUCAGAGUCUAAGCGACCACCACCAGGUUCCUCAUCGAGACGACCUCGGUUCCCGUCUGAGGCUCCGGGGUCACUGGAAUAACAUGUGCGUUCUGAUUUACUGUUGGGUUUCCACCGGAUCCGUUUCAGAGUAAAUCAUCAGGUUAAACUGGAUUUAAAAACCAAAUACAUAUCACUCUUAACACGCACCAUGUAUCUGGAUUCCAGCGUUACAGGCCUUUAAAUUAACCUCCUAAUAAGUGUUCUUGUUACGACGUGAUCUGAGAACGUGUGUUAUGAGCUGCUGUACAUCUGGUACAUGAAGCUGGAACAUGCUCCUGCAGCAGGUCUGGACUGAGGACUGAGGACAGGAGGCAGAAAAUGCAUGAAAUGUAUGCAAAAACAAAAAAAAAAUGUGCAAAAUCUUAAAUCAACUUAAAGGACACGACUCUCAAACUUAAAAAACACGUUUGCAUUACAAAUGUACAUUGGUAAUGUAAAGGAAAAUAAAUAAAUAAAAACUUAUCUAGAUGUAUGUGCUAAAGCUAGCAUGUUAGCCAGCUAGCACGGUCCGUCUGGUAAUUGAAAACACAGAUAAGAGAGAUGGAGGUUUGAACCUGGAGUCCAACAAGAGAUGCAAACCACAAAUAAAUAAAUAAAUAAAUAACUAAUGCAAGUAACAGAAAGAUGGGAACCUACAGGAGCAAAGAGCAGCAAGAGACGAAGGAAAAGUUAUAACAGGGAAGGAGACAACAGACAGGAAGACACACACUAUCCAGACUUUAUUACAAAAUAAAGCAGGAAGCUCAGGAUUGUAGAAAAUGUUGAAAAGACGCUUCAUGACCUCAUUCUGCAGAAAUGAAAGAAAACUGAGCUGAGACAUAAAACAAAAACUUUAGGAUCUGAUCAUGUGCUUCAAACACUCAGCCACAGCGUCCAAGUCACAUUAACCCACUAACUUCCACACUAAGAAAUACGAUUAACCACAAUUACAUAUUUUUAAUCUAUAUUAAUAGAUAGACUCUGCAAAGUAUAUUCAAGUAUUUUGACAAAUCGUUAUUAAAAUGUUCACACGAUUGUACAGAUACAAUAUAAAUGACGUAUAUUUCAUCUAAAGCGCCACAUCUCAAACAGUAUAAAUGUCACAGCUUAGAUAUUUGUAUAUAUAAUGUGUUCACAGGUGAGACAUUGUGUGUAUUUUACAAACUGAAUGACUGUCAAUGGUUAGAAAACAGGUACAAAAUGAGGAAUUAAGCAUUUUAUUGUCUAAUACUGCUACAAAAUAGAUCGACUGUGUGAUUACAAAACCAGUCAAAGGGUUUAUCCAAAUUAUUUUUUCUUUUUUUUU